AAGAAGAAUUUCAGCGACGGAAAAAGUGUUGCUUUUGUUCCGGUGUCGUUGUACAGCACACGUGGCUGAGGUUUACAAGCUCUGCUCGCUGAAGUACUGGGGAAGAAGACGCACAAGGCUUCGGCGUUCAUUCGAUUCUGUCAACGUAUAAAGCAACAUGAAGCCAGGGUUUAGUCCCAGAGGGGGUGGUGGCAGAGGAGGCUUUGGUGCACGAGGAGGACGUGGUGGAUUUAGUGACCGCGGAGGGCGAGGAGGAUUGAGAGGAAGGGGUGGAUUUAGAUCUCCAGAUGGCGGAGGAUUCAGGGGCCGAGGAGGAGGCAGGGGUACCCCAAGAGGAAGAGGAGGAAGGGGUGGCCGAGGAGGUUUUGGAGCAGGGAAGAGAGUUUUGGUGGAGCCACACAGGCAUGAAGGAGUGUUUAUCUGCAGGGGGAAGGAGGAUGCUCUGGUGACCAAGAACAUGGUUGUUGGGGAAUCUGUUUAUGGAGAGAAGAGGAUGAGUGUUGAGGAGGGGGAGACCAAGAUUGAAUAUAGAGCAUGGAAUCCAUUCCGUUCUAAGCUGGCAGCAGCAAUUUUAGGAGGAGUUGACCAGAUCCACAUCAAACCUGGAGCGAAAGUCAUGUACCUGGGGGCUGCUUCUGGUACAACAGUGUCUCAUGUCUCUGACAUUGUUGGUCCGGAAGGGCUGGUAUAUGCAGUUGAAUUUUCUCACAGGUCAGGUCGGGAUCUUCUUAAUGUGGCUAAGAAACGCACCAACAUUAUUCCCAUCAUUGAAGAUGCUCGUCACCCACACAAAUACAGAAUGUUGGUUGGGAUGGUGGAUGUAAUUUUUGCAGAUGUAGCCCAGCCAGACCAGACUAGAAUCGUUGCUUUGAAUGCUCACAACUUCCUGAAGAAUGGAGGACACUUUGUUAUCUCCAUUAAGGCUAACUGUAUAGACUCAACUGCUGCUCCAGAGGCUGUGUUUGCCUCAGAAGUGAAAAAGAUGACUUCAGAGAAUAUGAAACCACAGGAACAGCUCACACUGGAGCCCUAUGAAAGAGACCAUGCUGUGGUGGUGGGCAUCUACAGACCUCCACCAAAAGAGAAGAAAUGAGACUCGAUGGAACCCAGGGGCAACUCGUCCAUGUUCAACCACCAUCUGCUUAUUUACACAUCUCUGUUUUGGCUGCUUAUGUGACUGCACAACCACUCAGCUUUCUAUCGGGACACACAUUACAAAACAUUUGGGGCCAGUACAGUUUGGUGGUCAGCUGGUGCAAAAUUGGUUUAUCUUAAUUGAGCUCUUUCCCUCAUGUGACAAGCACGUGUGAGUGUGAAAAGUCCAUUUCUGCUUUGUUUGAUGUUGAAAAGCUAGCUUUGAGUUGACCGUUUUGAUUUCAAAGUUGAGUUUCAUGUGCGAACAUUUCUUUUUUUUUUUUUUUUUUUUUAGGAUUUUGUACCUUUUUGUCAAUAUAAUUUUUUUUUCUUUGUCCUUUGCUUCUGAUCCCAGAGAAUUUACAGCAACUGAUUUAUAUUACCAAGUUAAAGGAUUUAACUGUCUAGAUGGCCUUUUAAGUGAAGUACUUUUGAACUUUUAUAAUUUAAACAUGACCCAUAAUGGUGGUGCAGCCAUAACUGUCCCCAUUAAGUUAAUUUUAAGAAAAUUUCAUCGCAGGUCUUAUCAGUUGACUAGUAAUAAAGUAAUUUAGAGAGGGGUUAAUUGCUUAACAAUGUUCAAUUUGUCAAUAUCUGAUGAAAGCUCGUUUAGGUUACAUUUUACCAUGUA
Molecule: messenger RNA, 1765 nt
Organism: Syngnathoides biaculeatus (alligator pipefish)
Lineage: Eukaryota; Metazoa; Chordata; Actinopteri; Syngnathiformes; Syngnathidae
Gene: fbl
Product: fibrillarin
Exons: 9
Coding region: 158-1093 (311 amino acids)
Biological process (GO): box C/D sno(s)RNA 3'-end processing; rRNA methylation
Cellular component (GO): small-subunit processome; Cajal body; nucleolus
Molecular function (GO): rRNA methyltransferase activity; histone H2AQ104 methyltransferase activity; RNA binding
Source: RefSeq, a predicted model, not a curated record